GUGAUGAUGCAGGAGGAGAUGGAGGAGGCGGGGCCUCCGGGCGACCGCCGCUGGUGGUGUUGCAGAUGAGGAGGAGGCGGCUGCGGUGUUGGAAGAGGAGGAGGCGGCGGCGGUGGUGGUGUAGGGAACUGGAACGCGAGCGGAGAUGGUGCCCUUGGUUAGGGUCAGAGUUCCUGCUAAUGCCGCAGACCCCCAGCAUGUGCUGACCUGGUGAUGGCCAUAGUCACCAUACUUAGUGAUUAGAUAUCACUCAAGAAAGUGACUUCUAAGAGUGAAGUGGUUUGUUUUCAUCGAUGGAAUGUUGAGGCACGCUGGCCAGCAUCAGAGAGGCUGUCCAUUCAGAAGGGGGCCGCUGUAAAGGCUGGGCCACCUGCACCAUGGGCCAGUGUGUCACCAAAUGCAAGAAUCCGUCAUCUACACUAGGCAGCAAAAACGGAGAUCGGGAUCCCAGUGGCAAAUCCCACAGUAAGCGCAGUGGGAGCCACCGAGAUGACCACACACCAACUUGUGGGAAGCCUGGUGGAGACAUCCUUGUCAAUGGGACCAAGAAGGCAGAGGCAGCCUCAGAGUCAUGUCAAUUUCCAACAUCAUCUGGAGAUGCCAGGAGGGAUCCUGAGUCCAACACUGAGGAGUCAUCCCUACAGAGGAUGGAAGAACUAUUUAGACGUUAUAAGGAUGAGCGGGAAGAGGCGAUUUUGGAGGAAGGCAUGGAACGGUUCUGUAAUGAUCUGUGUGUUGAUCCCACAGAAUUUAAAGUACUGGUCUUGGCUUGGAAAUUCCAGGCUGCUACUAUGUGCAAGUUCACAAGGAAGGAGUUUUUUGAGGGCUGUAAAGCCAUAAGCGCAGACAGCAUUGAUGGGAUUUGUGCUCGCUUCCCCAGUCUCUUAAAUGAAGCCAAGCAAGAGGAUAAGUUCAAGGAUCUCUACCGCUUUACAUUUCAGUUUGGCCUGGACUCUGAAGAAGGGCAGAGGUCACUGCAUCGGGAAAUAGCCAUUGCCCUUUGGAAGCUUGUCUUUACCCAAAACAACCCCCCUGUAUUGGACCAGUGGUUACACUUCCUAACAGAGAAUCCCUCAGGAGUCAAGGGAAUCUCCCGGGACACAUGGAACAUGUUCCUAAACUUUACUCAGGUGAUCGGACCCGACCUCAGUAACUACAGUGAAGAUGAGGCCUGGCCUAGUCUCUUUGAUACCUUUGUGGAGUGGGAGAUGGAGCGAAGGAAAAAGGGAGAGGAAUCAAAAUGUCUGACGACUUCAGACACAGAGAGCCUGUGUCAUGAGGAGCAGACUUACCAGUAUGUGUAAGCAGCUGUGACAGAACCAUCCUUCAGCCAGUGGAGAACUUGGAACUUUCUGGAAAUUACUGAGGAUCCAGAUAUUUUCUACUUUACACCUUUCUCUGCCUUGUAUUUGAAAGGGCUCUAAAAUGCUGUAUCAUGUUUUAGGCACUUUCUUCAUUUUUUGGUUAUUCUUUUUAAACAUUUUUUUUUUGGUCCUGAAAUAUUUGACCCUGGCUACAUGUUGUGUAAUUUUUUUUAAAGCCUUCAGAUAGAAUGAGUCUGCCAUUUCUUGCACAAUUUAGAUUUUUUUGGGGGGUGGGGAGGGUUAGGUUGAAUUAACAUUACAAAAUGAUACAGUGCCAGAUCUCAGUUUUGCAUACGACAUUUUUCAGGGCAGGUCUGUACUGUGUGUAGUGCUGUUUACAUGGUUGAAUUUAGGUUGUAAUAAUUAUUUUACAAGAUUUACACAGAGUUGAAUAGCAGUGUUAACUGUUAACCACUUUGCGUUAAUUCCCAGACAAUUUGAAGCUCUAAAAACAAAGGAAAACAAUUUGCCGUCUGGUGAAAUCCUAUUUUAAGCUAAUUCAUUAGAAACCCUAAUUUUUUCUUCCUGUUCUUUCCUUCCUUCACCCAUCGCAUUACAUAGUUUAUUCAUCGACAUGCUGUGCCUGUCAUUCAAGUGAGCGGUUUCUAAUACAUUGUACUGAAAACCACUUAAGCGUCAGAUGCAGAGAAAGCAGUGCUACCUCAGUUUUGCUGGAAGUAGACCUCUUUGAUAGUUUUCUGUGUUUGAUGAAGUUGCUGUAUUUUCAUGUUCUAAGUGGAAAUACUUUUUUUUUAUUUGACUCGGAGCCAAAGGUUCUGUUCCCCAUGGUUGGCAAACUCCGUGCCCACUGGCCAGCUAACUUGAAGGAAAACUGUGGUAUGGAGCUCUGCUUGAAUUUUUGUUUUGAUCUCUCAAGUAACAUCAGCUUACUUGUCUGGCAAGUGCAGGAAGCCCGGGUUGGCCUCAGUGCUGCCAAACAAAUGUUUGAAAGUGUGUUUAAUGGUUAAACUCUUAUGCCCUCUCCCUUCUUGCUGCAGCAAUGUUGUCACCUGACCCAGUGAGUUAUUUAUUAUCUUUUUUUUUAAUGUUGGGCUCAUUUGGGGUGACGUGAUGACUGUUGAGGUUUACAUAAAUUUCCCUCCCUCUCCUCUGAGAUUUCUUAGGUUCAUUGCUUGUUUAAACUGGUUUGUAAAAGGGGAAGCAGCCUGUAGGGUGCAGAGUGUGUGGGGGGAGGUGGGAGUGUGGAAUGAAGGAGGCUUUUUAAAGGCUGUUGAUGGAGCCUUUGAAUUCUGGAAUCAGAAUCUGGACCAUUUUCAUAAAAGAUGGGAUGGAUUCUUGUAGCUUUUUCCUUGCCCAGAACAUAGUACUGGUGGAUCUUUAUGAUAUAUUGGGGUAAACCUUAGGGUAACUAAUCUCCCAGACAGGGCCAUGAGGAACUGGUUUCUUGUCCAAACCAAAUCCCAGUGGAGGGAUCAUCUCUUAUAUUUUGGUUUUAAUAAAUUAGUUUGGUAAGGAACAGAGGAUGGCACUGGGGGGCUUAACAGUGUACAGAUCUGCAUCCGAUGCUUUUGAACUUACUCAAAAGAGAAUCUGUCAAGUGAAAACUUUUUUAUGCCCUUUUAUAGUAAAAUUUGUUUCUUAAUAUUUAAGCUCAUUUUCUGCCCAUGUGCUGCACAUCCUUUGGCUUGGGCAUGUUCUGUUCAUUUCUAGCUCUCACCCCCCUUUACUAGAGAGCUUGAAUUUAAAUCCUUGCAGGAAUGAUGUUUUGUGGAGUUUCUGCAGUGAAUGUUUUUCUAUUGAACUUAAACCCAUUUUGUAUUGUAACUUUUUAAAGCCCUGAACUUGACAAAUUUCCCUUUUAAAAAAAAAAAAGAGAGGAAAAAAAAAUCUCCAUUUUAAAACUACCACAAAGUGAAUAGGUGAUUUUGGAAGCCUACGGUAAGACGGAAGGAAAUUUGGCUGAUUUCUCUGGACUAGCCACAGCUGAGCCUUGUGGCUGCUUAGCUGAGGCCAGUUUCACUGAAGGCUUUCGGUUGCCCCAGCAGGUUUGGUAGGUUUAAUUGCAGUUUUAAGACUGAAAAAGUACUCCCUUUGCCUGAAAAUGCUAGAGUGAAGACCAGAGGACUCUUCCCAUUUCAGUGUGUUUUACAGUCCCCAGUUCUUGAAGCGCAGUCCCAGGCAUUGUUCAGGCAGGCAGAUGUGGUUGCUUCUAGGGGGAGCAGAGCUCAUCACGUCCCACAGACAGCAGUCCAGUUGAAGGAGGGGAUAAGGGAAGCCAUAAGAAUCCUCUAGACCUUAGAGGGAUUGGAUUCCUUUCCUAGCCUAAGAAGGCGGCAUUCCGUAUAGAUGUACGGGUUUGUUUAUGGGUUUGGUUUUUGUUUAUUUUAAAUAAAAAAAAUUUUUCAGAGGAGCCAUUUUUUUAAAAAAAUAUUUUUAAUGAACCAUUCGUUAUAAAAAAAUGUAACACAAAAGCAGUUCAGAUUGCAAAUGAGCCAGAAAAUGGAAUGUUAAGUCAAGUAUGUGCUGUUCCUACCUCCCCACUUUGUGUCCCUGUUGUACAGCAAGGAGUUAAGAUGUGUCUGUAUUAGCUCUGGAUUGAUUGUGGUCAUGAAUAAAGUUAAGCAUAGGCUGUUCUGUUAAGAUCCCUUCCUCCUGGAGGUGUGGGUUUGUUGUUUCUGCUUCUUGGAAAUGAAAAGUUCAUUACUAUUAACUCUAACAUGAAAUUGAGCUUGUAUAAUGGCUGAGUUGUUUCUAUAGAGUAAGUGAAAAAUAGAGUCUGUAUAUGCACAGCAUUGGGAUACUGCAAACACUGAGACACCUACAUCCAGAAGUUGAUGUAAGACCAUGGUAUUUUGGAAACCAUUAGGAACUUUUGAGUGUGGCUAACUACAACGAAUUAGUAUACAUUGGGAAACUUGCUUUUAGCAAAUUGCUCCUAUCCGUGAGCUAGUGUUUCCUUAGUUUACUAGGACGCUAGUAUGAGAGGAAGCUUUAGCAUUGGUUACUCUCUCUCUUUUGUCCCUAAGAAGUGGGACACAAUCAGAAUACAUUGCCACCUGGGUAGUAAGAUACUACUCAUUUUAGGCCAAGCAGUCUGGCUUUCCUGCCUUUUUUGUGAUUGUUGUACCCAUGUGUGUGAGUUGAGACCAGGAAUCCACACCUGCUAAUUCUGAUAAAGGAACAUGUUUUAGCCAUUAGUGAUUGGAAGGCGAUAUGCUUGUGUUAGAAACAAAUUGGAAUUCAGUGGAAAUAGAAAUGUGCAACAUCCCUUGACCCAGAAAAAUCUCAUUGAGAUGUGCAGUCUUUUCAGUGUUAUGCUUAGGAGGACAUUCUAACCUCCUUUAAAAAGGAAGAGUACAACUGCAGUAUUAGGCUAUCUCUGAAAUGUUGCUGACCUCCCAGGUGGUGGUGGUGCCAAAAUUUGUUCCUGGGUACAGGGUGCUAGUAGGAGUGAGGCCUGGUUGAUUUGUUUUCACAGCCUUAUGCUGUAUAUCCAGUUUUCCUGGAAAAACAGCUGACUCUGAAGUUGAAAAGUUUGUAGUGCAUUUUAGUUAUAGCAAAAAAUGUCUACUGGGAGUGGUGACCAACCCUGAAAGCUUUUUGCUCGAAAACAGAAUAGAUCCUGUACCAUGGAGAAGAGCGAUGUCAUUGAUUUGUCAUAUUUAAAACUUGCGUUAUAGAUCGAUGGCAUCAUUGGUGGGUAGAGGAAUAAAGGACAACACAAAGGGAGACCCAAAUGUAAGAAAAGGGCUGGGAGCUGAUUUCUGAUCCAUUAUCUGUUUUGCUGUUUGUUCUAUUUUUUUUUUAAUAACUGGCAGUAGUGUUUUGAAUUAGACUCUCAGUAACUGACAUAGGCCUUUCCUUAGGGGAGUUUCAGCAGUGUCUUGACUGGGAAGAAGGCUGAGAUUAGACUGCUGAAAUCUGUUCAUCUGAAUCCAUCAGAUCCCAAUAGAGGAUUACUCAUUUUAGCUUUCCCACAAUUUAUCUCCCUUGUUAUGCUGUAAUUGGAGCAUUCAGUCGAUGGUUCUCAAGUUGGCCCGGCCUCCAGGGCUGCCUUUCUUUGAGUAAUGGCAGCUUUUGUCUUGAGUGUGUUUGGAACAAAACCUGAUGUUGGAGCACCAGUUGAUGCAGAAAGGUAUGACCACAAUUGAGGUAACCCUUGGGUCCUCUUUCUGAUCCAGAUGCUGGAUGAUGAUGGUCUUUUUCCAGGCCUUCCUCCGUUCCUCUGAAGCCCACCCUACAUUCCAUAGAUGAUAUUCUUGCCCCCUCAUUUGCCCUCUCCCUGAAGAAAAGAUAAAACUCACAAAUCUUGGAAAUUUCCAAAGGAAUACUACUACGCAAUUGCUGCGGUUCAUUCCUGAUAAAUACAUGAUUUUUUUUUUUUUUGAGAAAUUCCUUCCCAAAGCCAUUGCCAUCUUACCCACCCCUGCCCUGCCCCACAAAUCCCUUGGGUCUAUAUGGUCACUCACUUCUUAACCUGUUGCACUAAUGGGCACAGUUUUGUUUCAAAGGGAAAUUUGAAGCAAUAGGCAACAGGGCUUGGACAGAUUAGUCCUGCAAACAACUUGCCUUAAUCUGUUGGGUUAAUUAGUUUAUCACUAAUGUUAUAAAUCCUCCACCUUUGUGUAUUUUUAAUGGUUUUUUGAUAAGUAUAUCCUUUACUUCAAGGUUGUACAAACUGUUGAAAAGCUACCUUUUGUGUUUUCUGCAUCGUUGCACUCUUCAAAUGGCCCCUUUUUAAUAUGUUUGUUACCUUGUUACACAUUUUGUCUUUGGUGUCUACACUAUUUCUCCCCUUAAAUGUAUUUUAUUUGAAGGUUACCUGCUGUUGAAUUUAAUAAAUUUGUUUACUUGAUUAUUGCCAUUAAUGCAGAA
Molecule: messenger RNA, 6200 nt
Organism: Trichosurus vulpecula (common brushtail)
Lineage: Eukaryota; Metazoa; Chordata; Mammalia; Diprotodontia; Phalangeridae
Gene: DCUN1D3
Product: defective in cullin neddylation 1 domain containing 3
Exons: 4
Coding region: 378-1304 (308 amino acids)
Biological process (GO): positive regulation of ubiquitin-protein transferase activity; protein neddylation
Cellular component (GO): ubiquitin ligase complex
Molecular function (GO): ubiquitin-like protein binding; cullin family protein binding; ubiquitin conjugating enzyme binding
Source: RefSeq, a predicted model, not a curated record